AUGCAACUUGUCGAAGUAAAUCUGAUUGAUCUGGAUACCGAUAUAAAUUAUUAUCUAUUAUCCACUGAUCCACAAAUAUUUCGUCCAUUCUAUCCUUCUCAUACAAUUACUUUAUGUCAAUUACUUUCACAUUCAGUAUCCAUUGAUACAAAUGGUGAAAUGCCAUUCGCUUCAAUACAACCUGAUGAUGCCGCAUUACGAAAGACAUCUUUGGCUGACAGAUGUUUUACAUAUUUAAAUUCCAACGCAUCGAAUCGGCUACCAUAA
Messenger RNA from Rotaria sordida, 267 nucleotides. The record is from the annotation of a GenBank genome assembly. Lineage: Eukaryota; Metazoa; Rotifera; Eurotatoria; Philodinida; Philodinidae.